Molecule: messenger RNA, 3744 nt
Organism: Pocillopora meandrina
Lineage: Eukaryota; Metazoa; Cnidaria; Anthozoa; Scleractinia; Pocilloporidae
Source: the annotation of a GenBank genome assembly
AGGACACUUCUAUGACGUGUUGUUCACAGCGCUGCCGUGUAAACAAUUAUACUCGAGAUGGGUUUGAUCAGGAUUUUUCUAUCGGUUUUUUCUCUGGUAUUUAGGACGUUAGAGUCUGUUGGUUUUCUGUGGGAUUUCAGUGUUCGAUUAUCGGAGUUUAUUUAUGGGAAACAACGAGGUGCUAUUGUUAGCGGGCCUUCCAAUCCGAUUUUGAAAUUACCAGCCAAAGAUAUCGUGCAGUAUAUAAAACAACGGAGGAUGACUUGUGUGGAAGUGAUUCAAGCUUUUAUCGACAGGAUUCACGAAGUUAAUCCCUUGAUAAAUGCUGUUGUAGCGGAUCGAUUCCACGAAGCGCUGGAAGAGGCAAGAGGUAUUGACAAGGUUCUCGAUUCAAGCGAAUUGAACGACGAAAAAUCUGUUUUAAUGACUAAACCUUUGCUUGGAGUUCCUGUGACGGUGAAAGAAUCACUUGCAUGUAAAGGAUUCCCUCAUUCAGCCGGACUUGUGGAUCGUAAGAACACGAUUGCUACUAAAAAUGCGAAUGUUGUUGAAAAUCUCUUGCGAGCCGGUGCGAUUCCGAUCGCUGUCACUAACUGUAGCGAGUUGUGUAUGUGGUGGGAGACAGCUAACAACGUGUACGGAAGAACAAAUAAUCCUUACGACACAUCGAAAAUAGCCGGAGGUAGCUCUGGUGGGGAAGGGGCAAUUAUUUCCGCGGCUGGUUCAGUGUGCGGUGUUGGUUCUGAUGUCGGUAAGUGGAUCGUCGGAAUUAUUUUGGACGUACUAAAAAUUGUAUUAUUAUAAUCGUAUUCAGUGGAGUGGCUCAUAUCGUCAAUCAUUGACGAUUUGUGACGCACUUUUUCAUUCAUUAGAGUUAAAAAAAAUUGUAUAGUAGCAGGCAGAAAAAAGCGAAAAGUUGCAUGCUCAUUCUAUCUAGGAUGUUUUGGUUUUAAUCAACGGCUGGCCUCAAAAUCUGUAAUUCCCGGUCCUUCUUACUUGCUUUUGCCGGUGAGCGCUAUCGCAAUGGGCUCUCACAUUCUGACCAGCCGGUAUUUUCUUUCAUUUCACAAAGUCUUUCUUUCAUACCUUUUUUUUUUUCUAAGAGUUUUAGAGAUCUUUAAGGCUUAGGGUUAAUUUUGGCAAGGUCUUCAAAACAUGGAGAUAUUUCACAAAACACACCUGUUUAACCGCAAGAAAUCUUUAGAACUUAAGACUUAAAGUAUCACCGCUCAGGUGUUGCAUUCUAAUGACCUUCACUGCCUUUUCAGACUUAACCAAGCGUGAUUUUAUUGUUUUUGAAGUGUCAGAUGUAUUCUGUUAACCUUUGUGCCAUGACCGUCAAAAUCUUCUUAUUUGAUAUACCACGUAUAAAAACCCUAUUUUUGUGAGCUACGUGUACCUCAAAGCCGUCCUGUGGCUACUUGGCAAGCUAAUGUAGCUGUAUAAUGGAAUGCAACCCGAAAUUUGACAAUUGUUCUAAAUUUAGUUAUUAUCAUCUUCGUGCAAUUGGACCCCCAACAAAUUUCUUAUUUAAAAAAAAAAAGAAAAGAAAAAAAGAUUAUGAAGUUUAGCAGAAAGUCCUUCUUUAUAAUAUUCCUUUCUUGCAUCAAGCAAUCCAGCAUUAGGAAUUGGGAUCGUAGUAGGGAUAAAAGCGGCGAAAUUCUACGCCUAAACAUGCUGGACUCCGGCACAUACUUUUACAUCCUGUCUCUGAAACCGUAUUCUCUACUUUAACAUUCAUAUCUGUCUUAAUCUCUGGUCAGCUUGAAUGUAAACUACCACUGAUGCAUGCAAAAUGCCAAAUGGUUCGGUCAUUCCGAGAUAUACGUUUCGAAACACCUUAAUCCUAUAAUUCCCAGAAGUGAUUAACAUGUAACUUCUCCCUAUAAUAUCCAUACAUUAUCCAACAAACAGGUAAUGAGAAUACUCAAACUCAGGUAGUUGUUAUUUUGAUCUAAAACCAUAAAGAAAAGUGCAGCAGCUAGAGGAGAAAAUUAACAAUCCGAUCUUGGGAGUUAAAGGGUUAUUGCCUUUCGCUCAAAGGUCAAAGAACAAAUUUCUGAAGUCCUUGACUUAAUAGAAACUUCACUAAUGAUGCUGAUCAUACUUGCUAAUUUGAGAUAUCAACCUGCUGACAUCGAAAUGCAAUUUAAAAGUACUUUUAAUCUUAACGUACAUCCUCAAAUUUUCCUUUACUCUUUACGUGAUCUUACAUGACUGAGUAUAGUGCCAACUCUCCUGCAGGUGGAAGUGUGCGCAUGCCCGCAUUCUUCAACGGAAUAUUUGGUCAUAAGCCAAGUCCUUCCAUAGUCCCAAACCAAGGACAUUUCCCUAAAGGCACUAGCGAGGCCUUCGACGAGUAUCUAGUUAUGGGACCACUGUGUAGGUACGCCGACGAUCUCAUCUUAAUGCUGAAGGCUAUGGCAGGUCCUCGACUCCAUGAACUUCGAUUGGACGAAGAAAUAGAUCUCUCAUCUCUCAAAGUUUACACUUUGGACAUAGAGGGCCCUUUCCUGACUUCACCUGUGGAACCCGACAUUCUGAUGGCCCUACAACAAGUCUGCUCUUUCUUACAGGAGCGCUAUGAUGCUACAGUUCGAGAUACUCACAUGAGCCUGUUUCAGUAUUCUCCUCUCAUCUGGUCUGCUACAGUUCAUGCAGCUGAGAAUAACAGAUUCGCAUCACAGAAUUUAAGCAAUGAGUCUGAGGCACUAGCUAUAAACCCAUUCACCGAAAUUUUCAAGUAUGUCCUGGGUUAUUCAAAAUAUCAUUACGUCACCCUGACAAUCGCGGGGAUUGAACAAGUUCGAGCGCCUUUGCCCAACUGCCUGCCAGAUGUGGCAUCAAACUUUGUGAAAAUGGGAGUCGAAUUAAGAGAAGAAAUUCAAACCCUUCUCGGGGAAGACGCCAUUUUGCUUUAUCCCUCCCACCCAAGUACGGCGCUUUCACAUCAUCGCCCAUCCCUUGCCCCGUUCAAUUUCAGUUACACUUCUAUUUUCAACGUGCUUCAUCUUCCAGUCACGCAAUGCCCUCUGGGUCUUGACAGAAAUGGACUGCCACUGGGCAUACAGAUCGUGGCUGGAAGAAAUAAUGACAGGCUGUCGAUCGCUGUUGCGAAGCAACUGGAACGUCACUUUGGAGGGUGGAAUUCCUGUUACCCUGGUAAAAAUUCUCAGAAGAAGCAGAUAUGAAUAAUAAAGUCAGGGGUUAAUUACAGUGGAUGUUGCGGAAAGGGUUGCUAAGACAUUUAUAACCCUAAAGACACUUUUCAAACCCAAAUUGUCGAUUUUUAAAGCAAAUUUGCGAACAUACCCUUUUUAAAUUUAUGUGGUCAGGAUAGGUAAUUUUUCGGUGUUUUAAUGAUAUUUACGUGAGCUAUAUUGAGUGGUUCGAGUAGCGGACUGUAUUUUCAACAGUGAUAUUUCGCAACUGGGCGAAUUUCUUAAAAAUUCCUCCUCCCCUGAAUGUUUUUUGUCGACGAUUUCUAAUGACUUGUGGGGUGGAUUAUGGUGCUUGUAGUCUACUUUAAUUUUGGUUAAAUAGAAGAGCAAAGCUUGUUUCACUUUCAGUUCUUUUUAAUAGAGCAUUGGGUUUCACAUUGAAGCAACUUUCAGGACAUUACAGAUGUAAAAAGUAUUGGAUGUCUUACAAAAGUGUUCCCAAAAUUUCUCUGAAGUUGUGAGUUAAAUCAGGAGAGGGGUUUUAUUUAUAAGGAGACUUAAGCUAAUAAAUAAAUACUGACAG